AUGGCUAUGAAGGCCGUUGAUGGCCAGCGUGGACGAUUGGUCCGACUUGUGCAGCAGCUGGAAGGUUGCGUGGUCGUGGAAACGAAUUCAUCGCAUGCAAUACACAUUCCCGCAGCAUCUAUCCAUGCGACCUUCACUUUACAAGGCGGAUUUCUCAUAGCGAAGGAUUUUACUACAUCAAAGUCCUUGAUGGCGAUUUCGGAAUUCCUGGCCAACGGCCUGGAUGAAUGUCUGCCCGUUGAUGCACGUUCGGUAUGUUUUGAAUGGUUCGAGCGUUCAUUGGACAUAUCCCUUGCCCAUUCCAAGACACGGGAAGCAGUGUACGCGUGGCACAGAGCAGAGACCAAAUUAGCAUCCUGGGCAUCUGUUCAGCGUGCGUGGCGAGUCAGCGUUCAGCGUCUUUGGGAGCAAGCUCUUGUUCAUGACUUUACAUAUCACUGCCCCUGUGGUAACCAAGGACGCAAAACUUCAUUCACGAACCAUUUUCGCUCUGCUCAUCUUUCCUUCUUAUUCUCAUCAACCCAGCUACGUCGACGUUGUUGA
Molecule: messenger RNA, 543 nt
Organism: Penicillium cosmopolitanum
Lineage: Eukaryota; Fungi; Ascomycota; Eurotiomycetes; Eurotiales; Aspergillaceae
Exons: 1
Coding region: 1-543 (180 amino acids)
Source: RefSeq, a predicted model, not a curated record